CAGCAUUCAGUGCCGUCGUCACAAACCCUGCCAAACAAAUCCACGCCAGCACAUCAUGGCUGCAGUCACAAAGGAGGCCACGUCAGCUCGAAAGCUGGACGAAGAACUCGAACAGCUCAAAGCAGAAGCCGAGAAGCUUCGAAGCAUGCUCAAGAUCCAAUGCUCCACCAUCCUCUCCUCGAAGUCUAUGCAAAGCAUGAUCAAGGCAUCCGAAUCGGCUUCAUCUUCUUUGCGGCGGCGGGUAAAGAACUCCUCGUCAGCUGCGAAGCUGAAGAAAUGCUCCGCUGAGCAGCACGCCUAUGUCCAACAAUGCGUCUACCGUAUAUCCGCACCGGUUACCGCAUUCAAGGUUCAUGACCCUGACCCCAACGCCGUAGACGGAGGUCACGUUCUCGGCCUGCGCUUCGAAAUCAUGUCGCGCGGGCAGUUUCUCCGGCCCUACUACGUGAUGCUCAACCGCCCCUUCGCAGGGUCCAAGUACCUGCGUGUCCAUCGCCACACACUACCACCCGCGGUGCCUCUGGCAGGCCUCGCCGCCCAACACCUACCAACCCCAAAAUCCGCAGACGACAGAAAUGGAGGCGAAUCAGCGCGCGGUCAGGACUUGGAUCGCUUUGUCCGAACACUGCGGAGAGAGAUCGUGCGAUACCACAACCGCUUAGGCGUAUCAGCGGAUCUGCGCAGGCGGCUGGGCUUGCACGACGCGUCUAGAAGCACCAGCCUGCCUGAAAACUCCAUUGUCGAGGUUGGGAUUGCAGACAUUGAGGCGAAGCAGAUCAAGGUCACUUGGGCCGACGAGAGAAGCGGCCGCUUAACCAUGGACGAUGAUGGCAACGUGCAGAAGCUCGUUGUUUUUGGCAGUCGAGGCCGUGACUGGGAAACAACCAAGGAGCUGUUUGGAAGAUACGAACGCAUGGAGGACAUUGCGCAGCGACUGGAACAGCACGGCGCGGCCGGAUGAGCACGAAAAGGGUCGAUGCUGGAUCAUUUGAGUCUUUCGGAACGUACGGUGUACGGAGUACUUAGAGCCGUGGCGCAACAAUAUCAAUGCGCAGCAGUUUGCGAGGCUACCCAUGCCGAAGUCCCGACUGUCGGAAAGCAGCCGCCAAGAUCUAACGCAGCAGCAGGAUGUUGCCGUAACACGUGAGUCCGACGCAGCCCCGAAAUGAAUGUGGCGACUCGGAUUCCGAGGGUGAACAGGGGGUCGGCGGAUCGUCAUACGCAAGUCAUCAGGGACGAGGCGGAGCAUAGGACAAGGUUCAAGGCCCCUCGAGGAUAAACACACAAACAACCUUAAGCAGGUGACUGUUUGGUGGGCGAAAC
Molecule: messenger RNA, 1323 nt
Organism: Purpureocillium takamizusanense
Lineage: Eukaryota; Fungi; Ascomycota; Sordariomycetes; Hypocreales; Ophiocordycipitaceae
Exons: 2
Coding region: 56-961 (301 amino acids)
Cellular component (GO): kinetochore; Mis6-Sim4 complex
Source: RefSeq, a predicted model, not a curated record